GGUCAAAUGACCGUUUCCACUCAUGACGUACCAUCUGUUGCCAUGGUAACCAUCUGUUUGACAUUUGAGAGGCAGGAGACGGUGAAACUAAACUAAAACAUUUGGCUGUUUUUCAAGUACCGUAAGUAACAAGUGACCACCAGUGUAGAACAAUGUCUGUCCUGGACCCCAGUCCCCUGCAGACUGUCAGACCCAAACUUGUGAAUACUGAGGUUAUGCGGAACCACUCUGAGCUCUUCCGAGCAGAAUGCAGGAGGCUAAUGUUGGAAACUGAAAGUGAAUGCAAACGCAUGCAAAAUGAUGACACCAAGCGACUAGAUCAGCGGGUCAAGGACAUCCAGUUUCUGAAGAAGGAGUUGGAGCUGAAGUUGGAGGAGAUUAUUGUGGAGAUUGAUGCCCUCAUAGUGUUGCAGAGCAGAGUGGUGAAAGCCCUGGAGGCCUGCAGAGAGCCUCUGAGAGUCACCAUGGUCUGUCUGGAGGAGAGAAUGAAACGUCUCCCUUCUGAGAGGCUACAUGACGAGGUGGACAGAGAGCUGCUGAAGGAGAGGGAGCUUAUUGAGGGAGUGGCUUGCCUUCUGCAGAGUGUAGCAGAGCAGAUCACUGAGCAGAUACGAUUGAACCGAUCCGCCAAGUACCACCUGGAGCAGGAUCUGAAGGAGAAAUUUGAGGCUCAGUGCAUCGACAACUCCUGUGCCUUAAUGACCACCCAUUCCAUCAACAACCCGCAGUGGUCCAAAAACACUGAAACUGCUCUGCUGAGCUCGACUCCAAAGCAGUGGGAGAACAUCACUGAAAUCAACAUGGCCAAAGCGCAGCAGCAGCUGACCAACUCCCUGUCCCUGCGGGCCCUGGUGGAGUCUCUGCUGGAGCAGACGGCCGCUGACAUGCAGAAGCAGGUCCGGGCCACAGCAGCAGCCUUUCAGCUGAACAUCAACGAGAUGAAGUCUGCCAAGAGCCAGAUGGAGAAUCAGCUGGACAAGAUUCUGUCGGAGUUUGCCAGGCAGCAGAGGACCAGAGAGGAUCUGCAAGUGGCCAUCACAGAGAAUGAGCAUGCUCUGAGUUUGGCUCAGGCCCGGCUGGCUCUGCGUCGCCAGAGGCCUGGCAAAGAGCAAUGCCACGAUCCAGCACAGUCCCAGCUCCUCGCUGAGGUCCAGCAGCUCACCGCUCGCACCAACGAGCUGCGUCAGGCAGCGGCCCAGUCCGAAGUGGAGCAGAGGGCUCUGGCUCGCUGCCAGCUGGAGCUGCAGGAGAACAUCGAGAUGAAGGCCAACUCUCUCUACAUUGACGAGGUCAUCUGCACCCAGUACAGGGAGCCCGUUAUCAUACAUAACUUCUGAGCAUUUAGCAACAGGAAAGGUCGAGAAUGUUUGGUUAACUGUUUCCAAGCUGAACAAUUGACUUUAAAACGUAACUUUUAUAAGUGAGUGUAGACUAGAAGUCAUUAAAGGUGCUAAUGCCAAAUUCACACCAGAGCAGUGGCGGGGUGCUGCCCGCGGCCAGCUGCCAUGCAAUGUCAAUGGAAAGCUGCGGUCAUUGCUCCCGAGCUCAGCGAGCUGUGGCUCUUUCAUUCUGCAGCGCGGCAAACAUUUGAACUUUUAGCUAAGUGCGGCCGAUCAGUAAACAGAUUCUGUGACUCCUGUGACAUGUUGACCUAUGUAUUACAAAGAAUUAUUUCCUGCCUGAAACACAUGAACAUGCCUCCCGGGCCGCAGAAAAAUGUAAUUAUUGCGACGAGCCACACUUCACCGCUGCCUGGUGUGAAUUCGGUGUAAAUGCGAGAUUGGGAGCAUUUCUUUCAAAGAG
Molecule: messenger RNA, 1803 nt
Organism: Sebastes umbrosus (honeycomb rockfish)
Lineage: Eukaryota; Metazoa; Chordata; Actinopteri; Perciformes; Sebastidae
Gene: tekt1
Product: tektin 1
Exons: 8
Coding region: 153-1337 (394 amino acids)
Biological process (GO): cilium assembly; cilium movement involved in cell motility
Cellular component (GO): nucleus; microtubule cytoskeleton
Source: RefSeq, a predicted model, not a curated record